Messenger RNA from Hyla sarda, 2087 nucleotides. It is a transcript of the gene TRABD2A, whose product is annotated as TraB domain containing 2A. Gene Ontology annotation, cellular component: membrane. The coding region runs from base 289 to 1776 and encodes 495 amino acids. Gene Ontology annotation, biological process: negative regulation of Wnt signaling pathway. The record is from RefSeq and is a predicted model, not a curated record. NCBI's taxonomy places the organism in Eukaryota, Metazoa, Chordata, Amphibia, Anura, Hylidae. Gene Ontology annotation, molecular function: metalloendopeptidase activity. The transcript has 7 exons.
GAUGGCUGUGGGUGACGUUUGAUGAGAUUAUUAUAAUCCUUGCAAAAUAAACAAACCUGUCUAGAGGCGGUAAAUAAACCAGCAUGGCACAAGUGGCAGGGAGUGUUCUUACUACCUCAUUCCUAAAAGGAAUCAAGGACAGCCACUUCAGCUCAUGUCCACUUUGAGGACUGGAUGAUGCAUUUGUUCCCCCCAUCUAUGUAUUUAUUGCACACUUUCUCAGCUAUUGUUGGAUGUCACUGCUAGCAAGGUAGCAUUUAUCCUCUGGGAUUUUGGAGCACUGAAGCUAUGAUGGUCAUCACUUGGAAUGUUUUUUUACACGCAUUUUUACUAGCACUGGUCAAAGCAAACCAGAGGAGUUCCAGGGACCCUGCCAACUGCAAGCUCAACAAGAAACAAAGCCAUCUGAACUCCUUUCUCUGGACCAUCAAACGAGAUCCUCCUUCAUACUUCUUUGGCACCAUUCAUGUCCCAUACACAAGGGUGUGGGAUUUUAUCCCAGAAAACUCUAAGAAAGCUUUCCAGCAGAGCAAUAUUGUGUACUUUGAGCUGGAUUUGACAGAUCCCUACACAAUCUCUGCACUGACCAGUUGCCAGAUGCUGCCUCAGGGUGAGAAUCUACAAAGUGUUCUUCCUAGGGAUAUUUAUCGCAGGCUCAAACGCCAUUUGGAAUAUGUUAAACACAUGAUGCCCUCAUGGAUGACUCCAGAUCAAAGAGGAAAAGGACUUUAUGCUGAUUAUUUAUUUAAUGCCAUUGCUGGAAACUGGGAACGAAAGAGACCUGUAUGGGUGAUGCUUAUGGUGAAUUCCCUGACAGAGGUUGACAUUAAAUCAAGGGGAGUACCAGUACUGGAUCUGUAUCUUGCCCAGGAAGCAGAGCGUCUUAAAAAGAGGACUGGGGCAGUUGAGAAGGUAGAAGAACAAUGUCACCCGCUUAAUGGGUUGAAUUUUUCACAGGUGAUAUUUGCCUUAAACCAAACCCUUUUGCAGCAGGAAAGCCUUCGUGCUGGAAGUCUCCAAGCUCCAUACACAACGGAGGACCUCAUCAAACACUACAACUGCGGAGACCUGAACUCCAUAAUAUUCAACCAUGAUUCUUCACAAGUGCCCAAUUUCAUAAAUGUCACAGUGCCACCACAUGAACAAAUCACUGCACAAGAGAUUGAUAACUAUUUUCGAGAAGAACUAAUCUACAAAAGAAAUGAACGUAUGGGAAAGAGAGUGAAGGAUCUGUUGGAAGAGUUUCCAGAAAAGAGCUUUUUUUUUGCUUUUGGUGCAGGUCAUUUCAUGGGUAACAAUACUGUCCUUGAUGUUUUAAAACGAUACGGCUAUGAUGUGCAUCACACCCCUGCUGGAAAGUCAAUCAUGGGUAAAAAGUCUCCUGCCUUGAAGUUAUCACCUUCUCCCGCAUAUACAUCCACUUCCAAAGUGAGGCACAAAGUAAACCCACCCAAAGAGAAAGAAAUGAUACCCAACUUGCUCAUUUCUGAUAAAGUAGAUUUCAUGGACAAGGGUGGCAGGAAAUACAAAAAGAAAAAGCCAAAGAAGGAAAAGCCCCGACACUUUAGUGACCUCUGGGUUCGCAUUCAAGACAGUGUGACUGACCCUCCUCCACAAAUCCAAGUUAUUAAUGGGUAUAUCACAGUGGAACCACAGCCCAGAAGAUCUGGAAAUGACCAUUUUAUGUUGCCAGCUAACAGCGGCUCUUCAGUUCACUCGGCUUUUACUAUCCUUGUACUGUUUAUAUGCUAUUUACAGCAUUUGUUGAUACAAUGAAGCUCUGAAAAGAUAAAACACCAACUGAUACGACUGGGCAUUCAUGUAAAAGGACAAUAAUGUGUUUGCCAGCACUGGAAAAGGGUUUAUUGCCAUUGAAGUGUUUAGUGACUACUGCCCUAAGUGCUUUACCUUGUAAUGGACAAUUAAUAUAAUUUACAGAUUAAUAAUGAACAGAUAAUAUACUUUUUUUUAUAUUGGAAAAGUUAUAUUUUUCUUCUUUUGAGGAAGAAUGAUUUCAUGUUAAUCCCAUAAUGCACUUGGGAAAUGUACAUUGUACUGUGACAUAGAUGUAUUUUAGAUUUAUAAAA